Messenger RNA from Protopolystoma xenopodis, 495 nucleotides. NCBI's taxonomy places the organism in Eukaryota, Metazoa, Platyhelminthes, Monogenea, Polystomatidea, Polystomatidae. The record is from the annotation of a GenBank genome assembly.
GAGGCGACUGAAUUUCGCCGUGAGCGUGAGUUUUUCACACACAGCCGAAUGGAGUCUCCACUCCCAUCGGCUACUGCUACGGAGGUCACUUCGCCCUCUUCUGCGGAUGGUGCUGAUAACGGUACAACGACGAGUCCUACCUGUGGUGCCAAAUCAGGCUCUGCAUCAUCGACGUCCCAGAGGAACACGAUGUCCGAUUCUGGCGUCUUGGGUUCUUCGGUCCCUAGUCCUCACCCUUCAGAACAGAAACCGAAAGGCAUGCAGAAUUCUGGCCAGACCGUAUCUGGAGAUUCUGUCGAGGCUGCAGCUGAGAAUGAUUCCCAGCCCUGGCGAUGUUCGUCACAUGACGAACGAAAGCUCAGCUCGUCUUCGCCCGAAAUAUGGAGUAUGUCUCGUGGAUUGCUCAACUUGAACGUCGUAUUAAUGUCAAACGGCCGCAGUACAACGCGAACCAACCGACGUCUUCUAAUGAGAUUGACCUACGAAUCCCUUUAA